UCUGGGGUUCCCUCCUUUUCUCCUCCCCCUUCUUCUUAAGCGUGCCCGCUCUGCUUGGACGGUGGCUGCAUCGAUGCAAAAUGGGUUGUGGCAAUUCCUCAGCCACCAGCACCUCAGGAGGGGGGCCAGCAGAAGUCUCCAAAGAUGUGACAGAAGAUCCUUCGGCAGAAGAUGAGAAAAGAAGGAACUAUGGUGGCGUAUAUGUAGGUCUACCUGCAGACCUGACCACUGUGGCUGCUAGUCAGUCCAAGUCCACGCGUAAAGACUAGCAGCUACUGAAGGGAACACAAAACAGGGGCCUGCAUAUUCAUUCACCUAGAGACACUCGCAUUACAAGCAGAGAGCAUGUAAGUGCUCCGAUUUUGGCUCACCACACACUGAAUAAAGACUCAGGCUUUAACACUCUCAUUGAGAG
Chelmon rostratus (copperband butterflyfish) is the source of this 415-nucleotide messenger RNA. Its product is annotated as overexpressed in colon carcinoma 1 protein homolog. The coding region runs from base 81 to 269 and encodes 62 amino acids. The record is from RefSeq and is a predicted model, not a curated record. Lineage: Eukaryota; Metazoa; Chordata; Actinopteri; Chaetodontiformes; Chaetodontidae. The transcript has 6 exons.